Amoebophrya sp. A25 is the source of this 7538-nucleotide messenger RNA. The record is from the annotation of a GenBank genome assembly. Lineage: Eukaryota; Dinophyceae; Syndiniales; Amoebophryaceae.
AGAGGCUUCUUGGGGUGUAAGUGGUCGUUUGGUAUCCUUAAAGCUGAGUAGAAGCGAUAUUCGAGCUAGAAAUGAAUGAUAUUGAUGAUGUGAUGAUGGUUCGUUAGAAGUGAUUUUUAUAAAUAUUGUUGAGCUCCUGCUAGUAUACUAGAACUAGUACCAGACGCAAAAUAUGCUACCUACAACCACCUAGUAUUCUAAUUUGUCGUGUUGAAUGAAAUAAGAGGUUUAACAAGCCCUGAAUUGCCUCUUAUGCAUGGAGCCAUGAAUAUUGACAAUCAUUUUGACUAACUGACGAACAGUAACGACUACUGCCUUGUAUGAAAUUUUCCUGGUUCUUUGAAGAUAAACUAACACAACGUGUAGAUAGUCAUAGUGCCUAAACGUACUAAAAAUCAGCAAAAUGGUGAUCGUGUAUGAAUACCGUGUGACACUGCGUAGCAACAUCGAUUUCGGUCCCGAGCCGGGUCUGGAGCUAACCCUGCUCUCGGACGAUGUGGAAACGGUUCAGGAGACUCUUGCCUCGAAUGUGAGGAAAGGUAGGAUGAACUACAAGGUCAACAUCAAGGGAUCUUCACAAUCACAACAACCUGAUGGGUCCUCGGCUUCGUCCUCCAGGCCUGCGCUUUUGAUGGGUAAUAUGAAACUCGAAGAUAGGAGUCGAGCUCGGCUGCAGCUGCGUCGACGUCGGGGAAUGCGACGGGGAAGUGUGAGCUCUGAUACUGCUGAAGCAGAAGCUUUUCGAGCGGAUCAUGUCAUAUUAGCAGAUGGAAUGCGGACGAACACGAAGAGCGGCUACGAUGUGAAGAUGGCUGCUUCGAGAACUCGGAAGCAGAUCCGUGCAGCAGCCCGGCCGUUGCAAGUACAAAGAGAUUCGCGAACGCGUCCCGUUGGAGACGGCUCUUCUUCCACCGUUAUCAAGAAUCCUACUUCUCAUAGUCAUGCUCAUGAUAUUGUCGAGGAGGAGGAGGACAAGGUAGUCGUUGAAAAUGAUAAAGACGAGGUCGCCGGUGCUGUGUCUGCGCACCACAUCGAAGAUAAAAAGCACGCUGCUUGUGAAGGAAAAGGCGAAGUCUCUUCUCCAGAAGUUGCCGAUGUUCUUUUUACGGAGUCUGCAGGCGCCGGCGCUCAUGGUAUUAUAGGUGCCGAUCAUGUUCUUGCCUCCCAGCAGGAGGAUAAGGCAGUUGAUGAUAGGGACAAAGGUAGUGCAUCGGAAGACGACGAUGAUACGGGUAGUUCUGAAGGCGCGGGUGCUCAACAGGGUGAUGAUGGUGAUCCCACCUCUGAAGUGCACGCUGAAUGUCAGAAGCCUGAAGAUGAGAUGCAACUCGUGUCUGAAAAUGAGGCAAUUAAAGUUAGCAGAAGGGAGUGUACUACUACAAGUAUGGGUCGCCAAAAAGAUCCAGUUGCACACUCAGACUGGGCCCACUGGGUUAAGGGGCCAGAAUCGGAUCGUCAGAGAAGGGACCAUAUUAAUUGGAAUGACGUGCACGAAAGGAUUUUGGCAUUCUCCAGUGAUGCUGCAAAUCAAGGUCAUGCUACAGCAGAUCUUCAUGGUCGUAGCAACAUGGAGGUGGACAAUAACAACCUCAAUCAGGAAACCGACUCGGGAGAAACGGGAGCUGGAGUCAAUAUGAAAAAUGUAGAUGAAGAUGUGAAUGCUGGUUUUCAGCUGGCGGGCACCAGCGCAGUGAAAGCAUACAGCACUAACGAAUGCAUGUUGCGACAGCAUCAUCAGCAUCAGCCAGAGACGCCAUCGCCUGAUCUCAAUGCCCUGGCUGCGACGGUGGACAGCACUUGGAUCGUUCCCGAUGCACGCGCCUAUUCGAAAGCCGUUUCGCAGACAGAGGCAGCAGCUCAUGUCGCGGCUCGGGCAGCUACAACUUCCUCUAUGAUUAAUAUUUAUUGGAACUUGUGAAUCUGAUUCACACCAGUAUCUACGUGUAGUUUGCAAUCUGGAAGUCGCACGUAAUGAAUCAAUCCAUCAACACUGAUACUGGUAGGUAAGUAAGAUAUGCUCGCUGGAAUGCUGGUUUUCAGCACGCGAUGCGGAACUUCUCAGGAUAGUGAGACCAUUAUACAUAGGUACUAGUUUGAGAUGCGUGCUGCAGUUUCUUUUAUAAGCUAGUAUGAGAUCUGAGAGACUAGAUUGACAGCGCUAAGGCGGUUGGCCGUCUAGAAGAAUCGCGGUCGCGUAGUGAUUCUGCGGGCGAAGCGAUCAAGACAGCGAACACUAGCGUACGUCGCAAACCAGAGAUAUGCGAUUCUUUAUUGAACAGCAGCAACAACAGCGAGAGCGGGUCUGAAGUAGGCGAUUUCUAUCCGGGACACCCGCAGCAUCUGCAACCGGAAGCGUUUGACGGCGAACAAAUCGUAUGGAACAUUCUUCGGGAAGUAAACCUUCCUUGUCGAGUGGCCAACACGAAGGAAGUUUAUGGACACUUUUCAUCGAUCCAGAAGGACUAUCAAUGCAGCUUUCUACACCCUGUAUUCUUCGGCUAAAAUUGGUAUUUGCAGAUGAAAAGAUGAAGAUGCAGUGAAUGUGAAACCUGUAUUGCCCAUGAAUGUAUCUUCACACGUGAAUGAGUCAUUGAAUCUAGUAAAACUCAUCCCACACCCACUAUGAUGUAUUCCACGUACUUAGAUAGGAGGUGGCUUCAUUGAAUCGCAGAGCUGCAAGUGUCUUGCAAUUUUGCUGAAAGGGGGUCGGGUUUUCAGCCCGCAGCAGAGGGGCUGCGCUAUUUCGACAAGUUUCUCCACCUUUUUCCGAAGUACAAGAUCAAGGGUGCUGCGACGUCUGAGCCGGAGUCCGUUUUAAGGAUGCAGCUGGUAAUAAAUUCGUCUUCACAUCAGGAGGAGCCAAUCUUCCGUCCUCUGUUUUGCUCUCCUUUGGAAUUCAUUCUGAGAAGCCCAACGAUGAGUCUAUCAAUCUUUUUAGAAUGGUCAACACUAUAUAAAUAAAGUUGUGUUUCUACUUACGGGAGGGCGAAAGCACGAGGGAGUUAGGAGUUGUAUUGGGAGCUCUAACUACGGAUGAGAUGCACGCUCUGUUGCAUGCUUUUGGAGAGCGGCUCCAGUAUGUCGGCUACACCAAGGCCUACAAAAUUCAAAAGUUCGCGAUUCCGUUUUUGCUGGCUGGCACUGAUGUGGUAGGAGUGGCGAAGACGGGUUCGGGGAAGACACUAGCCUUUCUUUGAGGCUCAACUUUUAUUGGUCACUGAGAGUGGUCACUGACACCGAAGAGGAGACCCCUUGAGAGAACAGGGGAAAACAGGGGGACGAGAGGCAUGGGGCCCUUCCCGUUCAGAGUCGGUGACCAAGAAUGAGUGUCGACCUUUAAUUUUUGGUUCCGGUGAUGGCGCACAUCGCUAUCAACUCAAACUGUCGCGCUCUUGUCAUGGGGCCAACGAGGGAGCUCGUGCAGCAGAUUGGUGCGGUGGCACAGAGCAUACAGCACACAGGCCAUUCGGCAUGGCCAGCUCUCAGAACGGGCAUCUGCUUCGGUGGUGAAAAGAAAGAGAAGCAGCUACCGUAUACUUCUUAAUGAACUAUAAUAUUCUGAAUAUAACCCAACAAACUACAGAAAGUAGUAGAAUUCUGAAUAUAACCCUACAAAAAAAAAAACAGAAUCGUAGGGGCAGUAGCGUAGUUUGUUAAGGAGAUUAAGAACUCCCCCCUAUGCCGGUAUCCACGCGGAAAAUACGCAGGCAGGUCCUUCACGGAACUCGCUCGCGAUACAAAAAAAAAGUAGUAGAACUACUUGAAUUGAAAGUAGUUCUACUACUUUCUGUAGUUCGAAUCAAUGAUGAGAUUUUAGAAGCAUUUAUUCACGACGCAGGCCAGUAGUACACCUGGUCUUUUCUUGACUUUCCUUGACCUUGAGUAUCAAUUCCCUCUCACGUGUUCGUGCUAAAUCCUUUUGUCUCUUUAGUUGCUAUUACACUUGCUUGGACUCGCAAAGCGUGUGAAGCAAUCGCUUGCGGUGCAAACUACCUUGUGAUGGUGCCACUAUUUGCUCAGGUACACAAGGACAGCCAGUACCGAUUUCACAAGCUAUUAUCAAUGCUCAGGUACAUAAAGACAGCGAAUUUGUGGGUUGGCACGCCAGGUCGCGUACGCGAUUACAUCGAGUCUGGGGAAAUCGGAUGUUACAAUAUUACCUUCUUAGUUUUGGACGAGGCUGACAGGAUGUUAGAUGAUCAAGGUUUCGAGGAGGACCUCUACUUCAUCACUCGUGGCUUCCCGAAGAAAUUUCAGUGCUGUUACUUCAGUGCAACCUGGGGAGGAAAGGUAGGAAUUUAAAAUGUCAUUUUUUGUCUUGUUUUACUACAAUUCAUUGCGACUUCAACGUCGUUGUAGGAUACUAUGAAUACAGUUAGACCAGUUGGGUGAUAGCUUCAAGUAGUAAUCCUCUUAUGGUGAUUCAUUGUCUCACUUGUGGCAGGGGAUGACCAUCCAAGACUUAUGAUGAUGAAGAAUAAGUUUCCCGACUAUCUUCUCCGAUUGUAUAUCUUAGGUUCAGCCAUUGGUGCAGAAGCACUCGCGUUCCAAUACUGUGGUUGUGUUGCGGUGCGACCAGGCUGGCGGAGAGUCCCUGAACGCGAACGAAAACGUCACUCAGGAAGUCCUGUUUGUAUCAAAUGAGGCGAAGGCAGGCUCCUCCGACGCGCAAAUAUCACCGGAAUAUCGUCGGCGAAAUCGAAAAAUAAAAGCAGUGGUGAGUCCUCUUUUUCUGUAUAUGAUGAAAAGACCGAAUGUAAUCAUCCUGCGUGAACCACAUGCAUCACAGUUUUUUUGACGGUCAAGGGGCCGUCACGACCACUCGCAUGUCUACGCUUGCAGGUGGAUAAGUCCAAGAGUAUGUUUUUUUUUGCCCUCUGGUGGUGCGCCGUGCUGUCAUCUUUUAUUCUAAAUUACACGACAAGUGCUUAAUACCCGCUUGAAGAUGGACGAAAACAUCACCCGAAGAUAUCAUGAUAUCUUCCUCGUUGUUCUUCAGCAAUGAUCUACUCCGUUGUUAUUUAAUUGAGUUGUUGUCUUCGAUGCAGGUGAAGCAUAUUCGCAACUGUUUUGCACUGGAGCCGGAGAGUAAGAUUCUGAUUUUUGUGAACACGCGGAUGGAUACGGAGAGUCUGCGCGACCGACUCAUGCGGUACAUGGACUGUCACGAUAUUCACAUUAUGCAUGGGGGACUUUCGCAGCCACAGCGCACUGGGAUCGUUCACAGUUUCAGGACGGGGGCAGUGAAGGUAUAACUCAUUGCGUUCUGGUGAAGUGCAGUGAAGGUAUAACUCAUUGCGUUCUGGUGAAGUGCAGUGAAGGUAUAACUCAUUGCGUUCUGGUGAAGUGCAGUGAAGGUAUAACUCAUUGCGUUCUGGUGAAGUGCAGUGAAGGUAUAACUCAUUGCGUUCUGGUGAAGUAGUAUUUCCUGUUCAUUCUACUCCUUUUUCUUUUACUUCCCACCAGGUCAGGGUCGUUCCGUAUUCAAAAGUUGUCUCGGUCGUCCUUUACCGUCUCUACAUCUUUCUAGUGAUAAAUACAGCGAACAAAAAUUAUCACUCUUACUUUUUUUGCUUUCAUAGCUACUUCUCAACUUGCUUCAUUGCUGCUUCUCAGCUUCUUGUCCUGAUUCGAACACUUUUACCAAUGACUUUUGCUUUAUCCAUCCCGAGCAAGAUCGUUGUUACAACAAGGUCUUGAUAACGACCGAUGUGCUAUCGCGUGGAAUCGAUAUUGAGAACGUGUCCCACGUAGUAAAUUUUGAGAUGCCAGAGCCUGACGACUACGUUCAUCGGAUUGGCCGGACCGCCAUUACGAAUCAAUGUAUAAUUGAAUUUCAAUUCGUCAUCAUGCUUGUAAUUCUGGCACUACCGGAUGUUAGAAGUAUUUUCGAGCAGCUUCAAGAACGUCAACACUUCUUCUAUUUCAUCCACAGAUCAUCUCAUAUCUGGUUCUCUCAUGCCGCUUACAAGAUGUUGACCACGAAGUGAUCGAGUUUAGAAUUAUAAAUUGUAUCGUCUUGUCGAUGAUCAAGAAUGUUCACUUGAAACGCAUGAACAUGAUGAUGAGUAGGCCUGUAAAUAUUGAGCUCUAAAUCGAGAGGGACCGAGGGGACCGGAAAUGCGCUGACAUUCUUCGAGUAUUCAGCAAAGUCUUCCGCACUUCCGCGUGAGCUGAUGAAUAUUUUGCUCAUUAUGGUGGCAUAUUUUUUGAUUUUUUAUAUCACUGUAAACUCACUCUACGUCUACAUGAUUAAAACGAAAAUGAAGAUGAAGAUGCUGUGAGGACCAUCUCAUUCAGCAUCUGUUCGUCAAACCCGAGCGGAAAUAUUUCCUGCUCCGGUGAAAGAAGAAUUAUAUUUUUGCUUAGAAAGCAUGUACUCUUCAGGGAAAUUUUAGGUGAUCUACCGAAUAGAUUCGCAGCACUAUCAAAGCGCAUUUUUCUACUGUGUCUUGUUUCGUUACUAGGUCUUCGUUCCGCUAACAAAAGGGCGAAGCAGAACAUCCCGGACACUCUGGAGAGGAUGGUGAAAGGGAUAGGCAAGCACGGUGCGCGAUUUUAUAACCAACCAGACUAUGGCGAGUUUCGGCAGUUCCUGAUGUAGCGCUGAAGAAAUAUUUACGAGGGCUCUUUAGCAGGGUCGUCAUCGAGAAAACCCUCGAUUGAAGUAUGAUGAAAGUCCCACCAAUGUAAGAAGGAGCUGCCUGUGCGAAGGAGCUCUAUAAUAGUAUACAUAGAGAUCUAGCCAACAAAGUAGAUUCUGAUUUUCUUCUUUUUUGGUCAUUUCCUAGUUGUAGUUAGGUUGGGGGCUCCACCACUAUUAGAUAGAGAUCUCGCCAGUGGCGGACCAGGAGACUGUCCGUCCUCGCAAGCACAAUUGCUUGUUACCGUCGUGGUCGUCUAAGUAUCUUCUUUGCGUUUGCAGUUGAUACAUCACAGUGCUAAACGUCUCAUCGGUUUUGAUUUCGGCUCUAGGAGCAUUGCCCUGCACUCGAUGGGCUGCCACAUACUAUGCAUUAGUGGAACUUCUUUCCUAUCGAAAAUACUUCUUGAUGUUGACUGUAUCUAUGUAUACGUUCUUGAUCAGAAUUUCAAUUACUGACCCUUUACUAUAUCUCAACCUCAUAUCUCAACAUAGUUGACGAAAAUAAUCAAGAUCAGAACGGUCCAAUAAAUCGAUUUCGAUUAAUUAGUCGUUCUUUCAGAUAAUACGCAUAUUUGAACUUCUGCAGCGUUCGUUUUAUUGUCAGGCCCCCUUGUUUCCUGAGACUCUUGUCACACGAUCCAGCUACCGUGACGUCCACAUAGACAGAGUUUGCGUUUGUGAAAGUGAAGUUUAGAGUUCCGAACUUGUUUCUUCAUCUACUUUCUGAUGAUAUUAUUUCCAUAUUCUCGGAAAACGAACAAGUAGCACAACAUCGUCCCCACCUCCCUCCACCGAAUCAUAGACUUUUCGUGAUGUUGCUUGUUAGUACACACUUUUCUCUUCUAUAUCUUCCUCUGGUCUGUCUUUUUUCUAGUUAGGUCGGCUCCACCAC